Molecule: messenger RNA, 774 nt
Organism: Daphnia carinata
Lineage: Eukaryota; Metazoa; Arthropoda; Branchiopoda; Diplostraca; Daphniidae
Exons: 2
Coding region: 1-774 (257 amino acids)
Source: RefSeq, a predicted model, not a curated record
AUGAAUUUCUACAAGCCGAUUUUGUCCCUCAUCGCCUUGGCUUAUUUGACCAUGGCUGACGAACUCGCGUCAAAUAGUUUAAUAGAGCACAGCGAAACCUCAUCGGAUGCAUCCAAUGGAGGCACCAACUGGGGACAAGGAAUUAGCAGCCGGAAUUCGGGCUAUUAUAAUAAUCCACGCGUUUAUUCGCAACGUCCAUCACCGUAUCAAAGUUACAACCAAAUUAGUUCUCGGGAUUCGACAUCUUACGGUGGUACACCCAUUCAUAUCGCCAAUGCUGGUGUCAAAAGCUACGCUCCUUUGACGGGAUCCGGUUAUCCAUCCCCUUCCUAUCCCCAAAUUUAUCCUCCCGCUAGUUAUCCAGCUGCUCCUUCCUACCCUGUGCCCAGUUAUGGCCAUGAAGAUUUAGUUCAACACUCUUACGAAGACCACGAAGAGAAGAACCAAUUUGUUAAGAAGCAUCUUGCUUUGGGCGUCUCAUUGCCUUUGAUUCUUGUACCUUUGGCUGUUAUUGGCGUUUUGGCUGUUUUGAAUUUCCGUGCUGUGUUUACUGUUCUCGUCAUUCGAAGUCUGUGCAGUAACGACGCCUUCAGAACGAAUUUCAGUCAACUCUGCACGUUUGUCGAUAACAUCAACAAGCGAUCCUCCCCUGACCCUAACGGCUUCAAGAAUCUGGCUAGGAAAUCGCACAAGUUUUCACGGUUGAUGAGCCUCCUAAACAGCGCCAGAUUUAUUGCCAUGGAUCACCUCAACACUUUGCCUAAGGAAAACUGA